AUGACAGACUAUGAAAAUCAUCCUGCAGUGAACAAUCUCCGGAACUACAUAAGGAUACGCUCUGUCCAUCCUAACAUCAAUUAUGAUGAGUGCAUCAACUAUCUCAAAGCCCAAGCCAAAGAACUUGGUCUACCGUACCAGGUAUAUGAGCUGGUUCCCAAGAAUCCAAUCCUGGUAAUGACAUGGGAAGGUCUCGAGCCUUCAUUGCCCAGCAUUCUGCUCAAUUCACAUAUGGAUGUCGUACCUGUUUUUGAGAAAAGCUGGACCUACCCUCCAUUCGAAGCUCGUUUGGUGGACGGAGUCAUUUACGGGAGAGGUGUUCAGGACAUGAAAUCUGUUGCGAUACAAUACAUUGAGGCUAUUCGGAGACUUAAGAAUAAAGGAUUGAGGUUCAAAAGAACUAUCCAUUUGAGUUUUGUCCCCGACGAGGAGAAAGGUGGCAAAAACGGAAUGAAGAAUUUUGUGAAAUCUGAUUAUUUCAAGAAUUUGAACGUAGGUUUCGCGUUAGACGAAGGCCUAGCAAGCCCUGAUGACUCAUACAUAGUAUAUAACGGGGAGAGGAGUAUUUGGCAUAUCAACGUAAUAUGCCCGGGCAAGUCUGGCCACGGGUCACUUCUGCUUCCGGACAACUGCGGGGAAAAGAUAAGGUACAUAAUCGACAAAUUCAUGGAUCUACGUCAAGAAUCUAAGAAUAAACUUGAAACUGACACGAACUUGACCAUUGGAGAUGUGACAUCUAUAAACCUCACCAAACUCCACGGUGGUAUUCAAAACAAUGUGAUUCCAGAGAAGUUUACCGCCAGUUUCGACCUUCGUUUAGCUCUGUCAGUUGAUUUGGAGCAAUUCGAAAAUAUGAUAAAACAAUGGUGUAAGGAAGCGGGUGAAGGAGUUACUUAUGAGUUCGAACAAAAGGAUGACUACGUGGCGCCCACUAGCUUUGGUGACGAUAAUCAAUUCUGGACAGCUUUCAAAUCGGCUUUCGAUAAACUUAACAUCCCACUAAAAAGCCGUACAUUCCCCGGCGGCACGGACUCGCGGUUCAUACGACAACAGAACAUUGGCGCUCUCGGCAUGUCGCCCAUGCGCCGCACCCGCCCUGGGCUUCACGAGCACGAUGAAAGCUUACAUGCUUCUGUGUUCUUAGAGGGAAUAACUGUUUAUGAAGAAGUUAUACCGGCAAUGGCUAAUGUG
This is a messenger RNA of Brenthis ino (lesser marbled fritillary), 1191 nucleotides long. The record is from the annotation of a GenBank genome assembly. NCBI's taxonomy places the organism in Eukaryota, Metazoa, Arthropoda, Insecta, Lepidoptera, Nymphalidae.